Carcharodon carcharias (great white shark) is the source of this 7301-nucleotide messenger RNA. It is a transcript of the gene stradb, whose product is annotated as STE20 related adaptor beta. Gene Ontology annotation, biological process: protein phosphorylation. The record is from RefSeq and is a predicted model, not a curated record. Gene Ontology annotation, molecular function: protein kinase activity; ATP binding; protein serine/threonine kinase activator activity. Lineage: Eukaryota; Metazoa; Chordata; Chondrichthyes; Lamniformes; Lamnidae. Bases 739 to 2166 code for a protein of 475 amino acids. The transcript is spliced from 12 exons.
CAAACAUGCAGCAUUCAACCUGACCAGAGGUGAUGCAGCUGCAGAAGGUCUCCUAAGCACCAACAGUGACAGCGUGGACUCAGUUCUGCGAACAUCCAUGCCAAUCUUUCGUUGGGCUCUUCAGUCAUGAGAGGACCCACAGAAACCAUCAUUUAUAGCUUUGACUUACUUAAAUAACAAGGAGUCCACCGUCAUUUAUUUUAUAGUAAUGUGUACCAUUUUUGGUUCAGUGGAAAAAUCCAUCAGUGCUUGGGUGUUAGUGGCACUAAAUUAUACAGGCUAGGAAAGUAGCAGGUUUAAUCUGUGGUCUAUACUGAGUGACCUACAUUGGGAACCUAGGGCAAAAUCAGUCUGCUGGAGUUCCUGCCCAGAUUGGUAAUACAAGGAAAACUUACAUUUCUGUUGCAUGUUUACUGGAGUGAAACAUCCCAAAGUGCUUCACAGAAUGUAAUGGGCAAAAAAUGACUGAGCCAAAGGUUGCAUGGAGACACUUGGAUAAAGAGGUCGGAGAUUUAGGGAGGUAAUUCCAGUGCUUAGAACCUAAAUAGUUGAACGGAUGGGCACCAGUGGUGGGUUGAAAAUGGUGAGGGUUUAAACAAGAAGCCAGUAAUGGAGGAAUGGGGAGUUCUAGAAGGGCUAGAGGAGUUGGAGAGGUGGAAAGGGACGAGGCCACAGAGGGAUUUAAUUAAGCGCAAAGUUGAGAAAUUUAAAAUUGAUGUUUUGCCAGACUGAGAGCCAAUGUUGAUAGAUAUCCAGAAGUUAAGAGAACUGCAGAAGUAUCUUCCUUGCAUCCGUCAUAUUGGAUUGUGCUUGAACUACAGCUGGAGAAAGCAGAGGGCCAUCCUUCACGUUUGCUUCCCGUUUUCAGGAUUGCUGUGCUCAUAUGAGUUACCGAGUGUAUCGGGAGCUUCCAUGCCUUUAUUGGCCUGUUCCUGCCUUUCUGGGACAGAAGUAGAAUCAAUUGAUGCUGGAAGCCAGGUAGAUGGCAUAGACCGUCUGCAUCUGAGCAAUGAGGUUUCAGUGUAUUCAAAGAGCCCUCUGCGAGAUGCUAACAUGAUGUAUGCUGCCGGUGCUAGUCACUAUGAGCUUCUAUCUGAACUAGGAAAAAGUUUUAGUAAUCUAACCACGGUGCAUCUGGCUAAACACAUCCCAUCAGGUAAAAUGGUGGUUGUGAGACGCACUAAUAUGGACACCUGUUCUGAAGAAAAUCUGGCCUCUCUACAGAAUGAGCUUCUUGUCUGGCAAUUUCUCCGGCACCCAAACAUCCUGCCACACAGAGCUAUUUUUGCACAGGGCAGCGAGCUAUGGGUCAUUAUGGCAUUCACAGCUUACGGUUCUGCCAGCAGCCUGUUAAAGUUGUAUUUUACUCAAGGCAUGAGUGAAAGUCUCAUUGCGCAUAUUUUUUAUGGAGUCUUGAAGGCACUGGAUUAUAUUCAUCAAAUGGGAUGCAUUCACAGGUGUGUUAGACCUAGACACAUUCUUAUAUCUGGGGAGGGACACAUUUACCUCACUGGUCUGCAUGGUCUAUGCAAUAUGGUCACAGAUGGACAAAGGCUGAAGGUUGUGUAUGAUUUUCCAGAGUUCAGUGCUUCUGUCUUGCCUUGGCUGAGUCCUGAAGUUCUCCAGCAGGACUUACAUGGAUAUGAUGCGAAGUCUGACAUCUACAGCCUUGGGAUCACAGCAUGUGAAUUAGCCAGAGGUCAAGUUCCCUUUCAGGAUAUGCGGCCUACACAGAUGCUGCUCCAGAAGCUGAAAGGCUCAUUGUGUCUGGGAGACAUCAGCUUCCCUCCAAAGGAAUUAGUGAUGAAGAAUUCCCGCUCUGGAGUAGAUUCUGGGAUUGGAGAAAGUGUAGAGCCCUGCAGCAUGCUGAGAACGAACACAAAGGAACGAUCCCAGAGUUCAGUGAAGAAAACUUUCUCUGCAGCCUUUCACAGCUUUGUAGAGCUCUGUCUGCAGAGAGAGCCUGGAAAUCGACCAUCAGCUAGUAUGUUGUUGGCUCACCCUUUCUUCAAGCGGGUGAAAAAACAAACCAGGAAGACACUGAUUAAUCUGCUUCAACCAGCAGUGCCACUUUCUGGUUCUCAGGCCAAAGCAGAGACCUCGAAAUCACAGAGAGAUGGUCCAAUAAGCUCCUUACAGGAGUUAGAUGGUGACUGGGAAUUUUAACUUUUGUUUUGUUUUCCCUCCAACAUUUAUCUCCCUUUAGGAAAAAAAAGCAAACAAAAUGAGUUUGAAUGAGGGACAACUUACAGCAGUUGCCCAUUAUGGUGUCUGAAGGCAUGGAAAAUGACCUGUAAGAAAAUUGGGCAUUUGUCAUCAUUACCCUUGUACUAAACAUUGUACCUGGGGUUGUUGACCUGUAUUACAGAAUUCAUCUCUGCUGUAAAUAGAUCAGACAUUUACACAGCUUAAUUCAAAUUGAUCCUGCAGUGAGGUGGACUUGUCAUUACAAGUGGUGCAUUUUGUACUUCAGUAUUAGAUUAUUGCCUUGAAACUGGCUGACAAGCACAUGAAAUAUAUUUUUGAGUAUAUAUUUGUAUUUUCUUUACAGUUGUAACAUUAAAGUUUAGGCUGGGUAUAUUGUAGCAUACUCUUAUGGUGGUGUGUUGGUGCAUUAGUGAGCUCUGUGUGCCCUAGAAAGUUAAACACAGCCUUGGACCUGCAGUGUGCACUCUGUGUCUCGAGGGCCUUGGUAUUGGGCUGGGGUAGGGACUGAGCACAGAGAGAAGGAAAAAGCACUAAGCAGGGAACUAUUGGCCCAAGUAGAAAUGGAAAGAGGAGUGGAACUGUCAGGCAAGUUACCCUGAGACAUUCUCAUCAACUUGCAGCACUGAGGGAGUGCCCAUUCUCCUGGUUGGGACAUACCAAAUGAAGAAAUGCCUGCCAUUUUAAUGAAAGAAAAACUCAAAAGUUUAGCUCUUUUCCUAUUGAAACAGUGGGCAGUUAUAUCCUCUAAACGCCCACCAGAGUUUACAAAGUAUUGGUUGUUUGAAAGGGGACCUAAACUUCAAACAUGUGUGCACUGUGUUUACAUUAUAUUUUACCUUUAUUUUCUUGCAUUGUUUAACGAAAGUGUACCACAGUGCCUUCAGGCUGUUUUUGAUGUGAGGUGCAUAGUAUUAGAAAGCUUGGCUAUUAUUGGAUGUGUUGUGAAAGCCUGAGCUUCAGCUGAUCCCAGAACGUUGGUUGUUCAGUGUGGAGCCUCUCUUUUGACACACGUCCUAAAUAAGUGCAAUUUCUGCAGGUUAAUGACAACUGCUUUUUCCAGCAGAUUGUGUCUUCACAAACAGCAUGUUUUGUUUCAAUUUCUUAUUAUGUUGGUGCUUCAGCCUCAGCUGAUUAUUAGUGAUAACUAGAUUGUUUCGUUGCGGGUGGGAAGAGUUUUGUUUGCAGGAACAUGGAGAAAGUACUGAUUGUGAAACAUGAUGGGAGGCAAAAUAAGAUGGGAGGAGGGAGUUAGAAAUAGCCAUAAGGCAGACUGAGUUCAGUGUUCAGUGUGGGAAAGUGUGAGGCCAUUCACUUUGGAUUCGAGAAAGACAAAUCCAAAUAUUUCCUUAAUGGGGAGCGAUUAGGAGAUGCGGAGGAGGAAAGAGAUUUAGAGGUCCCCAUUACAUAUUGCUAAAAGUUAGUUCAAAGGCACAAAGAGAAUUUCAAAGCACUAAUGGAAUGUUGGCCUUUAUUUCAAGAAGACUGGAAUUCAAAAGUGAGGCUUCACUUGCACAGAAUCCAGAGACCUCGUCUGCUGUACUUUUCAGUUUUGGGCAUGUACUGUAUCUCAGGAAGGAUAGGAUUGGCUUGGAGAGUGUUCAGUGCAGAAUCACCAGAAAGAUACCAGGGCUGGAAGGGGUAAAUUGAGGUUGGGUUUCAUAAACUUGGUUUGUACUCCAUUGAGUUUAAGGGGUUGGGGUUUGAACUAAUGGGUGUUUAAGAUGAUAGUGAGUUGAUGGAGUAGACUUUGCAUGUAACCUGUAUGUCUUUCUGUGCCAUAAUUCCAGUAAGGUUGCACUUCUACCAUCAGUUUUGUAGUUGCCAAAGGAGCAGGAAUGUUCACGUUUUUAUAUUUUAGCAAAAUAAUUUGCAGUAUAAAUGGUAAACGUGGUUCCUGAUCAUUUAGAUUUUUACAUAACAACUAUGCCACCUCCAAACCAUCUGAUUUCCUUUACAUCAACACAUUUAGGUUCACCUUUGAAAUACCGCUUGUAUGUAACCCAUCAUUACAAUUUCUCUGUCUUCCAGGGAAAUCAGGGUCUUCCAAGCAUUUUAAUAUCCUUGUUAAAUUCUUAAUGUUCUCUGAGAUUGUAAGAAUGUGUUUACACCUUUUUUGGUCUUAUUUUGAGGUUACUACUGACGCUCUUAAACAAAGGUAUGAAAAAGGUUUUGUUUUCUCAAAUGUAAACAUAUUCUUUGUUGUCUAGUCAAGAGUGCUAACCAUUGUCAGUAAUUACUCCUGUCCUUCAAACAACAUGAUUUGGUCACAUUUCUGUGCAGUACUUACAAUUCUCUCAUUCUUUAUGCCAUGGUCCAACUUCCCCAUGUUAGGGUCAUGUAUCCUCAAUUCCAGACAAUGUUGUACAAAGCUUUUAAACAGUGUUAAUGUGUUCAGGGUACGAUGCAGAAUGUCAAUGAACAUGAGUUGGCCUCUAAAACUAUGUUAAUGUAAAAGCUGGACAAUAAACUAUUCACCGAAAUAAUAUGUACAACAAACUGGAGAGGGACUAUGGCCGGAAUGUUCCAGCUCCUCACGCCGGCAGGACCGGAAUGGAGAUUUCAACGGCUCAUUGGCCCCGCCGCGGGGCUGCUGGAACAUUCCAGCCUUUGAGUCAGGUCAAAUUAUCAUAGAACACUUUUUUUUCCUCAAAAUCAUUCUCUUCUGCCUCACUUCCCCAACGGUUGCAUUCCUCAGGUCUUUCUCUUUACGCUGCUCCAAGUUAUUUUCAGGUUUGUUUCUUUCUUCUGUAUUUCAUCUCUGCCACUGAACAACUCUUGAGAAAUACAAGCUGGCCAGCAGCUCCCAGGCCUCUGCCAUUGACUCAAAGCAGGACAGCAAGUGAUGCAAUGGAGAAUGAGCUUAAUCCUUUCUCUUCUCUCCCUAGCCCCCAUUAUUUCUGAUUCUUCCCUUCAAAGAUUUCUUCAGUUCAUUUUUAUAACCGAAAUUAUCAAUUUUUGAAACGUGUGCCUUAUGCAUACUUGCUAGGAUUUUGGGAGGAAGGAGAAAUCAGCCGCUGGAGCUGAUUUUCUUUUCUUGGGUCUUAAGGGACCCAAAAGGAAUUUUUGGAGUCACUUGGCAUGCUGGGCAUAUUACAUGGUGUAAAAUGGUUUUAAAUCAGGAUCGGGUUUGCUGCAGUUGGAACUGGUGAUCAAAAUCUAAACCUUCGGUGAGUGUCUUUGCUCAGCAUCUAGACACUUGCCCAGAGCAUGAGGGAUGUUUGGGACUGGGCUACAGUUAUGGAGGAAUAGGUUUUAAAUUGAGUUUUUAAACGUCAUCUAGUUAAUGGUUUUGCAUCAAGUUUUGAGAUUUUCUACAGAAUCCUGAAUGAGAAUUUGGAUGGGCCAAUAGAGGAAAAUACUGGGUACCUUGAGCUGCUCCCAUUGUUGCACAGCCUAGGAAGACUCCAUUCCCAAGUAAACCAUGAACAUUUUCAUUUGCAUCUAAUAAAAUGGGCACCCAACUCUCUUUUUGCCCCAUAGUGCAAUCUAUCUCAUACCCUAAUUCAAAAUGUCCAUCAAAUAAUUCAUUGAUUAUUUUCUUCAAAAAAAGAGAAUUCUGCUAAACUGCCAAUAAUUCGAAAUGUUAAAAAGAGCCUGCCUGGCCAUAUAUAUGCUUUUGUUAUGCCAUUUCAUGUGUCAGGUUUAUUGUUAGGGACUGCCUGAGAGCAGAUACUUUGAGGAACUUUCCCCUCCUUGAGAUCCAGUCAAAUGAUGUAGUAAAUCGCAUCAAUAGAUAUGGUUACAUUUGCCAGUUGUGAUGGAAAGUUGACAAGCCAUAAUGCUGUCUCAGGGAGGUUUACACAAAAUGCCUGUUCUUGGGUUGCUUCUAACUAGCAUAAAAUGGGAUAAUUAAAGGUGGUCAAGACCUCUUAUGUAAGCCUAAAUGUUAUAAACUUUGAAAUGAGACUAUUCAGCCUAUCAUUCUGGCUGCUUCCACAGUAGAGGGUAGACCACCUCGAUGAUGGACACCUCCUAAGACAUUUACUAGCUCCUAUACGGAUCAAACAGAUCAAUGACGAAAGAACUUGCAUUUAUAUAGCACCUUCCACAAUCUCCAGGUACCUCAAAAUGCUUAACAGGCUUGUUUUGAAAGUGUGAUCAUUGCGGUAAUAUGUACUAUAGUCUUCAAUCCUCUUUCCAGGACAUAACGGAGCAACCUAACAUUUUGUUUGAAUAUUCUUAAAUAUCAGCGAAACACUAAAGGCAUUUGAAUGACUUGAUAAUGCGAUACUGUGUUACUAAGCAUUUGUGAUAUGAUGAGGUUGUAAAAGCUUUCAUACCAGGCUUCCAAUAGAUAAGAGUAUUAGAUAAUAACUUGUGAAAUAUGGAGCUUAUUGCAAAUGAGGGACCAAAUAAAAAGGGUGUUACCCAAGUUUUUGUUGUAGGAUAAAUUUACUUUUUACCGCUGAACAUAAUUUCACAUGUUGCACACCUGGUAUUAAAUGUGACAGAAGAAAAAGGUGUUUCUUUUAUUUAAUAUCUGAACCAUUUUAAGCGCACAACAUAUUUUAAAUGUUUUAUUAGUUUGAGAGGCCUAUUUUCACCUUGGAGCAAACUGAUUCCAUCUUGAAAAUCUUGCAUAUUAAUAUAAAUGCAGUACGUUAAGCUCUGAGCACACUGCAAAGGUGUAGAUAAAAGGAAGAAUCCUUCACAUGGCCGAAGGUAUUUAUAGUUAAUACUGAUAGUCAAUAAUGAAGCUGUAUUGACUGGAAUGAUUAGCAUUUUACAAUACCACAUACUUCAAAUGGCCAGCUUCAUACCCUUUGGACCCCUUCUGUUGUAGAUAUUUUAAGAGAAUUGUAGGAUGUGUUUUUGUAUUUCAAAAUUGUUAAGUUGAAAAGUAAAUUUCAGUCUUACUCUUUUAUUCUGCAUAAGAAAGCCCCUUAAAAUGCUGCUGCAUUUGAGCAGGAAUGCUUAUAGGAAAAUUAUUUUAACAAGGAAACUUAUUCUAGGAUCAACACCAGUAAUAUCGAAGUGUUGUACCUUGCUAUGAACCACUUUCUGCCUCAUACAAAUGUAAGGCUAUAAACACAAUGUAUAACUUAUUACUUAUAUAAAGUGGAAUAAAACAGCUCGUGGCACGUGUUGCCUAA